Messenger RNA from Neltuma alba, 786 nucleotides. Its product is annotated as frataxin, mitochondrial-like. Bases 11 to 589 code for a protein of 192 amino acids. The record is from RefSeq and is a predicted model, not a curated record. NCBI's taxonomy places the organism in Eukaryota, Viridiplantae, Streptophyta, Magnoliopsida, Fabales, Fabaceae. Gene Ontology annotation, molecular function: ferrous iron binding; ferroxidase activity; 2 iron, 2 sulfur cluster binding. Gene Ontology annotation, biological process: intracellular iron ion homeostasis; iron incorporation into metallo-sulfur cluster. The transcript is spliced from 5 exons. Gene Ontology annotation, cellular component: mitochondrion.
AAAUACAAUCAUGGCUUUGAAGCUGCCUUUGCUGAGAAGGCUCUCAAGGUCGGUGAAGCUCUCACUAGCAUUCCCAUCUUCAAAUUCUUACUCUUUGGUCCAUGGGACCCGGCUUCUUCCUUUAAAGGCGUCGCAAAUUCUGGGUUUCUUUGAGAAUCUUCAUCUGCCUCCUUCUUCAACUCCUUCCCGAAGCUUUUGCUCUCGCAGUUUGAAUGUUGAAGGCCCCACUGCUAUUGAUUACCGUUCUAUACUGCAGGAGGAUGAAUUUCACAAACUGGCAGAUACUACAAUACAUGAACUACAAGAGAAACUCGAGGUUUAUGGAGAUUCCGUUGAAGUUGAUGGAUUUGACAUUGACUAUGGGAAUGAUGUGUUGACUGUAAAACUGGGGGACCUGGGCACCUAUGUGUUAAACAAACAAACACCAAAUAGACAAAUAUGGCUGUCUUCUCCCAUCAGUGGUCCAUCUAGGUUUGAUUGGGAUCAAGAAGCUAGAGCUUGGAUUUAUAGGCGGAACAAAGCAAGGUUGUACAAAGUUUUAGAAGACGAAUUUGGGCAGUUGUGUGGCAAACCCAUAGUUCUUUCCUAGCUGUCGGGAAAGAUUCCCUUCAAUCUGAGUUUCAUUUAUGAAAAAGAAAUCAGUGAUGAUGAAUUUUGACGUUCAUGUGUACUUUUAGCCUCUCUUUUCGCCUUUACACCUUUUUAUUUCAUUGUAUUAAUAACACUGAUUUGGAGAAGUCGAGUGUACCAUCUAAAUAAUAAUCUCCACAAGAAAUUCAGGCGUAA